GCUUAUUUACUCGACGAUUUUCAUAGUGUCGCCAUUUUCCAUACCGCGUCAAUUUCCUCGUUGUAAAUUUUCUUUGCAAAGCCAAUUGUCUCUUUCGCAGGUAUAUUUUCAGAGAAAUAGCCGUGCAAAUGUCUCAUCCACGCAAUGAGUGCCGCAUUUACGUGGGAAACCUACCGCCAGACAUACGCACAAAGGAUAUUCAGGAUCUCUUCCACAAGUUUGGAAAAGUUACAUUUGUCGAUUUGAAGAACAGACGGGGACCCCCGUUUGCUUUUGUGGAGUUUGAGGAUGCUCGGGACGCUGAUGACGCAGUAAAAGCUCGCGAUGGGUACGACUACGAUGGGUAUCGGCUACGAGUGGAAUUCCCACGUGGUGGGGGCCCGGGGAGCUACAGGGGUAGUCGCAGCAAUGACCGCAGCCGUGGAUCUGACGGUGGUGGAAGCCGCAGCACGCGCCCACCGACCAAGAGGUCCCAAUUCCGUGUGGUGGUCACUGGAUUGCCCCCAUCUGGAUCGUGGCAGGAUCUCAAGGAUCACAUGCGAGAGGCUGGAGAUGUUUGCUUUGCCGACACGUACAAAGAUGGGACUGGAGUGGUGGAGUUCCUUCGUCAUGAGGACAUGAAGUAUGCCAUCAAGAAGUUGGAUGAUUCCAGAUUCCGUUCCCAUGAGGGAGAAGUGGCGUACAUUCGUGUUCGAGAGGAUUCUGGGGAUGAUCGUCGUGACAGCUUCCGCGACCGCUCCCGUUCUCGCUCCUUCUCACCCCGACGUCGCCGAGGGACACCAACGUACUCACCAGUACGUCGUUCAUUCUCCAGAUCACGGUCAGACUCACGAUCCAACUACUAAAACAAAACAAAAAAUCCCAAAACAUAAAAAACAACGGACACCGACUUUCUUCAUUUCCAGCACUCGAAGAAUGGUUUAAUUUCGGCAAACACAAUAGGAUUUUCAUGAUUGGGAGAGAGAGAGAGGAUGGGGAGUUUAUGGAAAAAAAUGGGUGGAAAGAAAAAAUCUGGACUUCAUGAAGGAAGUAUUAUCACAUACUUUUAGAUAUUUUACUUAUCAAUAUAUUCUUUCUAAUAUUCCUCUUUUAAUUACAACAUUAAUUAUUAAAUUUAUAAUGUACCCCCACUCCAUUUUUCUGCAAAAUUGAUUUUAUAAAAACAUGAAAAAAAUGCAAGCAAGUAGUACAUUAUUUUUCUUACCACACUAUUGAAUUUAUCUUUCAUCACAAAUUAUAAAUUCUUUUUUUUUAAGUAAAUUUACUACAAAAAUAUAAAAUAACUUUUCUCAACAGGAACCAAUUUUUGCUAAAAAAAAAAAAAGAAAACAAUUCACUGAAGAUUCUCCAAAUGAAAAAAAAAAGUGUUAGAAUUUAUAAAAAAAAAAUGAACGAGUUGGUAGAGAAAAGAAUCUUCAGAUGAGAAGAAACUAAAUACAAAAAAAAAGAAAUACUAAAGUAAGAUUUAAAAAAAAAUUUCUAUAAAAAACAUCGCUAAAUGAGAAACUUUCAUAAUUCGUAGAUGAGAAAUUUAGAAUAAGAAAAGGAUGAUUUACUAAUAUUCUAUCUUAUUAUACAAAUUGCAUUUUGCCAAUUUUAAACUAAUUCUACUUUUCUUUCUUUUUUUUUCCUUAAUUUACCCUCGGAUAAGAGAUGAUUUUAAAAUAUAGAUGUGGAUUUCGGGGAUGGAUGAUUUCACUGGACAGAGAAAUGAUUUGAAUUGGACUCUGGAAGGAAAGGAUUAGGAUUUUUUUGAGAGAAAAGAAGAAAAGAGAAAGAGAAAGAGGUAGUAGGAUGGAUGGAUCAGGAUGGAUCGUGGAUCACACGUGGGAUUUCAUGUGAAAAAAAAUAAUGCAAAAAUCUUCAAAAAAAAAGGAUUUUUGGAUAAACGCUCCACUUGACAUUCGGGAUAGGAUUCAUUUAGGAUGGUGUGGCAAUUUUGGAUUUUGCGAGGAUUUCUGCGCGGUGUGAGAAAUUGGAUUUAAAAAAAAAAGAAAGAAAGAAAAUGAGAAAAAAUGGAAGUGGUGUCAGGAUUGGAUGGAAAAUGGAUAAUUGAGGAGGAUUUCAAAGUAGGACAGAUGAGAAAAUCGUGGGAUAAGGAUUGCAAUAUGUUACAGGAUUAAUGGGUAUGAUGACAUUGAUGUGAAGUAUUCUUUUCUAAUCUAAUUCUCCUUAAUUAUUUGAUUUUUUUUUCUAACUUAACAUCCCACUUUUUCCCGUCCCCUAACUUUCAAAGAAUUCUGCAAAAUUGUUUUUACUUUUUUUUUUACAGUUUCUUUUAUGCAAAAAAGAUUCAUUUUUUCAAAAAAGUUUGAGCUGAAAAGUAAUCUGAAAAGCUUGAAAUUUUCAACUGAGAAACUUUUUAAGAUUUAAAGCAAAAUUUAAACAUUCCAGACUAAAUGUCUUAAAAUUAAGGAUUAUUUUUUAACAUUAGGUAAAAACUGUUGCUGAUCUUAGCGCAAAACUACAGUGUUCCUACCCUAACUUACAGAUCUCUAAAACUGACAAAAUCUGAUGGGAUCAAAUAUUUUUUAAUUAAACCAAGAAAAAGUCUUAAUCGUAAAGCUUUGUUUACGAUUCAAACUAGACUUUUAAUGUUUCUGUUUUAUGAAUUCAUUCAAGGACACAAUUCGCGUAAUUUUGUAGAGAAUCAAAAACAGAUUUAGAAAUUGCUUAACCCGUUAAGGAUCGAUAAGACGUUUUCGUCCCACAGACAGGUUCGAUUUUGAAAAUGGGUAAUUAUGCAUAAUUACUUUAUGUUUUUUACUUGGAUUAUCUCUUUAAAUCGAAAAACGAAAACCAAACAAAAUUUAAAGUUAGGACUUUCGCCAAAAUAGUUUUAUUUGAGUUCAAAGACACGCUUAAAAAUUAUUUUUAUUACCUUAGACCCGCUGGAUUCCCUACAAUCCUUAAAAGGUUAACCGAUCUAACCAUUUUCCCAAAAACGCAAACUCUGACGUCACUAUUGUGUUUCUUGCCUGUUUAAAUGCAUAAAACAUUUGCGCUAAUGUUUUGUAUAAUUACAUUUUCUCAAUCCUCGUGAAACAAAAACAUUAAAAUUGUGAUCAAGUUUUGCAAACUUUUUUAAACCUUUUCAGAAAUACUUUUCAGCAUAACUUAGAACAAAAUGCUUUACAAUUUUUUUAAAAUAACUUUUUGAAAGUUUUAUCAUGUAAAUUGACCACAAAUAGCAAUACAGACAGACAACAAUUUAAAAAAAAUUACAUAUUUUAGAGCUGAAAUAGUAAAAUAUUCUUUUACCAAUUUGACCACCUGGAAAAAUAUUAAAAAUAUUAUUUUAGCCAAAAAAAAACUUUUUUUCGUUUGUUCAAUGCAUGCGGCCAUUUAAUUAUUAUUAAUAAAAACAAAGAGUUGAAGAUUUUUGGUUUUUUUAAUGUUUUUUUUUCUCUGUAAUUUGUCUCUUAUUUUACAUUAUUUUAUAUAUUUCAUAAAUGUAAUAACAAAUAUGCAAAAAAAAAACAAUAUUCUUUAUCAAACACCUUGUGUAGAUAUUAUGUGAAUGUUGAUUUUCAGAACAUCCCUAAAGAGGAGAUUUGAAGUUCAAAAUAAAUUAGCGCAGAGUCCAAUUUGAAGGCA
Molecule: messenger RNA, 3597 nt
Organism: Lutzomyia longipalpis
Lineage: Eukaryota; Metazoa; Arthropoda; Insecta; Diptera; Psychodidae
Gene: SF2
Product: serine/arginine-rich splicing factor 1A
Exons: 4
Coding region: 129-845 (238 amino acids)
Cellular component (GO): nucleus; ribonucleoprotein complex; cytoplasm
Molecular function (GO): mRNA binding
Source: RefSeq, a predicted model, not a curated record